UAUAAGAGCAAGUGGAAAGGACCGGGGGGAGAAUGCAUACUCUCGGGUGUAGAGCAGUUUAUUAUACGCGGUAAUAGGAAGACGUAUAAAAAUACACAGACUCGUCAGAACAAAUACGAAAUUAUACUUAUUAAAAAGUUUUCCAGUGUAAAACAUGUACCGUUUCUGCCAAGACAGCAGUGUCCAUCAAGACAAGGGGGGAUAUCCGUAGUGAUACGUUUCUCUUAUUUAAUUUAAAUGUUAGCAAAAGAGCGAAGAAUGUUCCCGAGGUGGGCAUUUCUGUUGCUGGUACUGGCCGAGGUCGGUGCUCCUGCAGAGGUGGAGCCGACUGAUGCUACAGCAGAGACCGGGUCGGGUUUUGCAAUGACAGAGGAGGUGGACCUGCUAGAGCACCUGGUGGGACUGGUGGGGGCUGGCAAGAAUGUGUCCAUGUCCAAGGAAGGUGCUGGAUGCUUCACUCUGCAAGUUGGCCAGUACGCCACUCUCCACCUCCCCAUGCGCCAGGUCUUCGGGGACAGGUUUGCGGAUGAGUUCAGCCUGCUGCUACAGCUGCGCAGCCCCCAGGCGGAGGACUGCAGCUUGCUGACCCUGCUGAGCCCCCAGGGCCACGUGCUGCUGCAGCUGCGCCUCGGCCCUCACGCCUUCACCUUUGUCACCAUGCAGCAGCAACAUUAUGAGUUCCCGGUGGGGGUGCUGUCUGACGGCCAGUGGCACCGGGUGGCGGUGAGUGUGUCCACACAGCGGCUGGCCCUGUAUGUGGACUGCACACUGGUGGAAAGCGUCAACUGGACCUACCGCAGCCUGGAUAUCGGCACCGAAGGGCUGUUGAUGGUGGGGGGCAUCGUCGAGGGCUUUGAGACGCCGUUUGAGGGUGACCUGAAGCAGAUGAUGUUCCUGAUGGGUGACCCGGACGCUGCGGCGGGUCACUGCGCUCUACGCCUGCUCUCCUGUAGACCCACCGCCCACAAACCGCCACGCUCUCCGAAAACGUCUCACAGCGCUCGGGAACUGAUGCUCUCCUCAAACGACCUGGAGCACUUGCUGAAAAACCCAGAGCUUGUCCCAGAUGAGAAAGCUCGUCUGAUGGACUCUGAAUUUCACCAAGGUGGGAGUCCGCGUGGAGAUGGCCUGACCCCCUUAGGUCCUGGCCGGCCUGGUUCUGUGGGACAUGGAGAUGUGUUCCUGGUGGAAGAGGACACUGACCUGGCUGAUCCCAGCCUUCAGCACAGGCCUGGUGCCACUCACACUCAGAAGCACACACAGGGUUUGGGUUCGAAGCCCGGCCCUACAUCCAAAGACCUAGAUGAGAACGUCACCACAGACAAGAGAAGGGGGGGCGGAGGGGGGAGGACCCAUGACACGUUUCCAGGAAAGCCCUCAGAUGACAUCAUCGACCUUGACGCUCCCUCCUCCCGCCCUUCAAAGAAACCCUUUGGCGGUUUCUCUGGGGGCAAAGAGAGCCCCCAUGUCCACAGGCACCAUGAUUCUGACCCAGUGGAAGGAGUGGAUCUUCUGCUUUCGACACCGGUUCCACCUACCGCAAGGCCUGGUUCUGCACCAAUAACCACGGUUACAGAGCUGGGACCCGGAACCCCUAGCAAGUCCAUUCAGCAUGGUCAGGUGGAACGAACCAGAACAGCCAGCAGAACACCCGGUACAGGAACGGCCCCUACUAAUGACAAAGGCUUGGGUGAGGGCCCUGAUAGAAGGACGUUCCGGUACCUUAGGGGACCUCCGGGGCCAGCCGGACCCCAGGGUAGGCGAGGCUGUCCUGGAGAAAGAGGAUUUCUGGGAUUCAAAGGUGACAAGGGGGACCGGGGCCCGGAGGGGCACGAGGGUCGCAGGGGCCAGCCGGGGCCUCCCGGCCCAGCGGGACUGCCGCACCUCUACCUGUGGAGGAACGGGGUGGAAGACUGGGCUGCCUUCAGGCAAAGCUCCUUCUUCCAGCUACUCCAAGCCGGCUGGCCUAGGCUGCAGGGGCCUCCUGGACCAGCAGGGGAGACAGGAAGACCUGGCCGGCCGGGACAGCCUGGGGAUCCCGGGCAGCAAGGGGUUCCUGGACGCCAAGGAGACAUGGGUGAGCCAGGUCCGAUGGGCAUGCCAGGCCGAAAGGGGCACAGCGGGACGCAUGGGGAACAUGGACUUGACGGGCAGCCAGGCCCCCCUGGGAUACCAGGCCCCCGGGGUCUUCUGGGUUAUAAAGGUGAAGCAGCACAGAAAGGGGAGAAGGGGGACGAGGGUUCAGUUGGACAUGGAGGACCUUAUGGCGACCAAGGAGAGCCAGGAGAGAAGGGAUCCAAAGGGGAGUCCGGCCUCAAGGGUCCGGUGGGACAACCGGGGCCACAGGGAUUAAGAGGGGCUCCAGGAGUGGAAGGGGCCCCGGGGCCCCAGGGGGAGUAUGGGCCUGACGGCAUUCCUGGGCCACCAGGGGCAGUAGGUGCCCAAGGUUUAACCGGUGCCAUAGGAGCUCAAGGGGUGAAUGGUUCACAGGGAGACCUUGGACCACCUGGAGCUGUGGGGCCCAGAGGCCCCCAGGGUCCACCAGGGCUGGAAGGACCGAGCGGAUCUCGAGGGCUCCGAGGUGCCCAGGGUAAACCUGGAAUUAGUGGUGCUCCCGGCCCCAAAGGAAACACUGGACCUGUCGGACCAGCUGGGGCAAGAGGGGAACCAGGGUUCGAGGGGCUCGCAGGUCCCAUGGGAGCACAAGGUUCACAAGGGCCUCCCGGUGACAGGGGUGCUACGGGGCCAGAUGGAGACCAUGGAAACCCAGGACUCAAAGGAGCCAGGGGCCUCAUGGGAGCUCCGGGAAUUAUGGGACCUCAAGGGGGGAGAGGUCCUGUCGGCCUGCUGGGCUUCCCUGGGCUGAAAGGUCAGCCAGGUCCUAAAGGGAUCCAGGGUGAAGAUGGAGAGUCCGGCAUUCAGGGAAAAAUUGGCAAAGAAGGUUCAAAGGGGGUCAGAGGACUUGAGGGACGUCCUGGAAAACAAGGAGCCAAAGGCCCUCGGGGUCGCAUGGGACAGCGAGGACUCUCUGGCCCACCGGGAGUGCCGGGUUUGCAGGCCUUGUCUGGGGCUGAAGGACCUGAAGGAAAGCCUGGUACACAGGGACACCUUGGUAUGGCCGGGAAUGCAGGCAGCAGAGGCCCCAGGGGUUUUCGAGGGACCCCUGGAGAAACAGGACAGGAAGGCCCCCCCGGAGCCCCGGGUCCUCCAGGAAGACCAGGAUCAGAAGGUUUCACUGGACCCCCUGGUGAGAGGGGCUUCAUGGGAAAGGAAGGCAUGGAGGGGCCGCAGGGGCCAGUAGGCAUGUAUGGCUUCCCCGGAGCGGUUGGCAUGCGUGGAAGGCCAGGACUCAUGGGGGAGAUAGGGGAGCCUGGAGCACGAGGCCUGCUGGGGCCACCAGGGAAAAGCGGCUCAGUGGGCCACAAGGGACCCCAAGGGGGAAGAGGCUCUCCAGGGCCACAGGGCAGACAGGGGGAGCCAGGCCUCCAAGGCCUGCAUGGAGCACCGGGGCCUCCAGGUGUUCCAGGCCCAGAGGGUGCGCUUGGCAAACCUGGACCUCCAGGAAGCAAAGGGCCUCUGGGUGCACCAGGUCCGGAUGGUCCAUCUGGAAUUCCAAGCAAGGAGGGGGAGUCUGGAUCAUCAGGACCAGCCGGCAGUAAGGGACCAAAGGGGGUGGAAGGACCUCCCGGUGACAUGGGACCACCUGGACUGGAAGGUCUACAGGGAGAUGCUGGUCGGACUGGUGUGGAGGGACCCGUGGGGAUGAAAGGAGAGCAGGGGGACCGGGGAACAUGUGGGAAGCUGGGGUCCAAGGGGCCCCCAGGGGAAAUGGGAUCUCAAGGCCCCAAUGGACCCCAAGGGGAUCCUGGCCCAGGGGGUAGGGAGGGUGAAAUUGGGCCUCCAGGAGAAACUGGUGAUCCUGGUCCAAAGGGAGAGAAGGGGGAUGUAGGCCCUCACGGUUUCUCUGGAUUCGAGGGGCCCUCUGGAGCCCUUGGGGCCAAUGGAGAGAGAGGUCCAAAGGGCGAAAAGGGCCACGUAGGGCUGCAGGGUCGAGCAGGGCUGUUGGGAGGAACAGGGCCGUCUGGUCUGCCAGGCCCACCAGGUCCUGGAGGCCCAGCUGGAUCACCUGGGCUAGCAGGACUCACUGGGAAGAAGGGGGAAACUGGAACCUCUGGCUCAGCUGGGCCCCCCGGAGCUCAGGGUCCUGAGGGUGUGACUGGGGAAGCAGGUCUGAAAGGUGAUGCUGGGAAAGUGGGACUGCAGGGCCUAACAGGGGCUGUCGGACCCAAAGGGGAUACUGGCUCCCGGGGAUUUCCUGGGCCCAACGGGGAUAAGGGGGACCCAGGUGACAAAGGGAAUCCAGGGGAGCAGGGACCUGAAGACCUGCCAGGAAUCAAGGGCCCCCCAGGACUCCUUGGUUUAGAGGGGGCGCCAGGUGAGGAGGGAGUUCAGGGACCGGCAGGAGCAGCGGGGCGCCAGGGUCCAACAGGAAUUCCAGGAGCUGAUGGGAAACAUGGACCAAAAGGAGAGAAGGGGAAUCCCGGCAGGGAUGGAGAUGCCGGAAUACCUGGACACAUCGGAAGGACGGGGAAACGGGGCAAAGCCGGAAUUCGGGGCUCGAGAGGACCCAGGGGAGCAAAGGGAGAGAGUGGAUUCGUGGGAAUGAGCGGACCCCCUGGGAGAAUGGGAGCCUCAGGAGUCCCAGGCCUGAGAGGAGAAAAGGGAGACCUGGGUGUCAAGGGAGAGGAGGGGGAGAAAGGGGCGAUGGGGCCACAUGGUCCAUCUGGGGGGGACGGGAUAAAGGGUCAACGUGGUCUUCGAGGGGAGGUGGGAGAGGCUGGACCUAAGGGCGAGCAGGGCAACAUUGGGCCACCUGGGGCGAGGGGGCAGCCCGGGGUUCUCGGACUUCCGGGUUUGUUCGGGGAAAAGGGGCUUAAGGGAUUUGAAGGACCUCCGGGACCAGCUGGAAAGAAGGGAUCUCAUGGACCUCCAGGCCCCCCGGGCCCUCCUGGACCGUCUGUGAACCUCACUCUGAUGCAAAUUAAGGACCUCAUGCAUGUGGCAGAUAAGCCCAACUACCCCCUGCUGCAGAGCCUGCUGGAGUCUCUGCGCCGAGACCUGCGGCGACUGCUGGACCCUCCUGACGGAACCAAAGAGCAUCCAGCCACCACCUGCCUGGAGCUGUGGCUCAGCCACUCUGAUAUCACCAACGGGCUGUACUACAUCGACCCCAACCAGGGCAGCCCCGCGGACGCCAUGCUGGUGUACUGCAAGUUCACUGCAGAGGGGAGCCAGACGUGCCUGUCUCCAAGAGAAUCGCAGGUCCCCAUGAAACCUUGGCUCAGUGACUCUGAGACGGCUGAUUCUUUCCUCUGGCUCAGUAUGCAGGAUGGCGGCUUUCAGUUUGAGUACCCAGGUGCCAAUGUCGUCCAGUUGAGGUUCCUGCGGCUGAAUAGCCAGGCGGCCACCCAGAGGAUUACCUUCUCCUGCCCGCUGGGGGGCAGGCUGGGCCAUCGGGAGCGAGAGAUCAAAUUCCUGGCCGAUACACAGAGGCAGAGUUUCGUGGGGGUACUCAGAGACUGUGAGCCUGCCGAGGAUCAGGGUUCGAGUCCCCAGGAGUCAGCGUUUCAGUUUGAGGAUCUGGACCUGCUCCCGAUCAGAGACCUGGCGGUGUCCGUCGGCGACAGCAGCCCCGCCCUGGAAUUCGGCUUCACCGUGGAACCCGUGUGCUUCAGCUAGAACCUCAUCGGAACCCAGCCUGGAGCCGCGGCCGCCUGCAGAUGAUGGGGGACAAAGGGCUUUAUGCUGACUUUAUUCCUGCUUUUUCUGGAGACACUUAACAGCAACACUGGGGGGGGGGGGGGGGGGAUAAAAAUCUCCUGCCUUCCGUAGCAUGACGCUAGAGGCUCAUCUUCCCCCCCCUUAUUUAUGUAACCCAAAGAAGUCUGCAAUACCUCCAGACUCAACUUCACUAGAAGGACUGGUGUUCUGAAAAUGUUUGUUUACAGAGACAUUUAUAUUAAAAUGUGCUAAUUUAUAUAGUGUUCCGUUUCGGUUUUGUAGCGGCUGUGCACGUGCUGUAAACGUUGGAGGAAAACCUCACUCGUGCUGGUCUAACAAAGUGUUCCUGCCGUGGGACGCGGCUAAUGAGCUGUCACACGUAUUCACAGCAGGCUUUUGUAAGCAUUGGUCAGUUGCUAUAUUCCCUUAUGGGUCAUAAAAGAGCAUUAUGGGGGUUCAAGGGUAAGGGGACCUCAUAGUCCCAACUCCAGUAGACCAGUAGUGAAAGUGACCUGAAAUUUACAUAUUUAUACAUGUAGGCCUACGCGGAGGUGGAAAGUUCAGGCCCAGAAAGUAAAAAUCCAGACUAAGAUUUUGUUUUCGACCAACCAGUUGAGUCCUCUGUGACUGGACCGGAACUUUCCACCUUUGCAUAUACAAACAACUAUAUAAAUAGCUAAAGGUGAAGUUUAAGUCUCAGGUUCAACAGAAUAUUGCAAAUCUGCAGGGCUGCCUGCUAUUUAACUGACACACUACGUAAACCCAAAUGAGAAAUGUGACCUCUAUUAUGUUUUGUCAGUAACCAGAUAAAGAUAUCAUAAUUUUACUAUGUCAAUGUUCUUUACUUCUUUGUCUAAUAUGUACAAGCCGAGCUGCCUGUAAUUUGUUUCAAUGUCAAUUUCAAAUCCACGCAAGCAGGGAACAUUUCAAUAUGUUUGCCUUAGCUGGCUGAGACAAAUUUUUGGUGCUAAUCACAACGUUAAGGGUUUUUUGUGCCUUUUUAAUACUUGGCAUCAUUGUGCUUGUAAUGUCUAUAUGCUGGUCAUUUGAUUUGAACUUGCUCGCAAUACAUUCCAGUUCUCUUGUCUCGUGUAACAGUUUUAAUAAAUAGUUUCGUUGCA
Brienomyrus brachyistius is the source of this 6902-nucleotide messenger RNA. Its product is annotated as collagen alpha-1(I) chain. Lineage: Eukaryota; Metazoa; Chordata; Actinopteri; Osteoglossiformes; Mormyridae. Gene Ontology annotation, molecular function: extracellular matrix structural constituent. Bases 238 to 5739 code for a protein of 1833 amino acids. The record is from RefSeq and is a predicted model, not a curated record. The transcript has 68 exons.